AUGGGACUUAAGUUUGUGAUCAAACAGCGCCCAGCAGCACAAGACGACGAAAACGAAAACGAAGGAGAGGAGAGCACUAAAGAGGAGGAGUUAUCCAACGUUUCUCUUUUGUUGGAGCAAGAAAAGACGAACACUGAGGAAGAUGAUUCGAUGAUGAUGCGACGAGAAGAAGAAGAACAAGAACAAGAAGAACAACAAAAGUGCACCGCAGAAGGCGUUCCAAUCGCAUUCCCGGACGAGUACAGAGGCACAUCGGCGAUAAUCAUCACCCCGGAUGGCAUCACCAUGCACAGAACGAGCCGUGGGGCGUUUAAAUGCGGGCAGUGCAAGUAUUGUUCGCAACCGAAUUUAAAGCAGAAGUGCCUGUACAACAACGCGGUGAAGAUACAGCGCGGCGAAAACGCUGCUAAUAAUUAUAAUAAUUCGGGGGUUCCUAAAGCGAGAAGCGCUAUGGCGACGUCAUACGUGGUACCGGCGUCGUAUGCGAACUCGAAAGCAGCGGUGGCCGGCGCGGCGUUUUUCGACAGCGAUCAAAAGCAAAAGAAUAAGCUCUUCGCGCCGAGGAAGUUCGCCCCGACGAAAGGUAAAGAGGAGGAGGAAAACGCCGCAGUCGACGGGUUUAUUCGGAAUCGAGGACCGAUGGCGGCGCAGAGCAAGUACAUUGGUAUCAUCAAAACGUCCACGGCGAAAGUGGUCGUGGCGAAGAAUUUUGACGUUAGUAAAGAAGGCAUCGCAAAGACGGCGACGCGAUGGAGGAAAGAAAAAACGCGCGUGCCGAACGUAGAUUUCGACGAGGAAGAGGAAACGGAAAAGUUUGGAUCGGACGUUUACUUGUGGAAAAGGCAAAAGGGAGAAUCGUGCGAACGACCGACGUGGACGCCGUUGCCGGAAACACCGCCGGAAACGAGCGAAAAAAAGGAGAUGGACGAGGACGACAAAGCGUUGUUGCAACCGAUUUUACCCGGCAUGGACGACGGACAGAGAGCUGCCGCGCCGCGACGUUACAAUUUUCAAUCAAAUACAGUAGCAAUGGCAGCAAACGAAUCGAAGGAUGGAUCGUCGGACGUGAAACCUCUCCUCGCCGUCCCGGUUCCAUCCGCCGGCGGUCGCGUCUACAACGACAAAGUCGAUCCGUCUCUCCUCGUCGUCGCUUGCAAUGAACCGGGAUGCCUAGAACGCUUUCUGGACCGCCCACGAAUGCUUCGCCACGUCGCGAACGCCCACCGCGAGAAAAGAUACAUCUGCACCUGGGAAAAUUGCGGAAAAGCCUUCGUCGAUAACAGUAAGCUUCAACGACAUAUCGUCACGCACACGCAAGAGAAGACGUUUCUCUGUGACGUGUGUAACGCGAGCUUUGGGUUGAAGUUCAAUUUGCACACGCACUUAAAGAACGUCCACGGGAUUCUUCCCUAG
Molecule: messenger RNA, 1413 nt
Organism: Bathycoccus prasinos
Lineage: Eukaryota; Viridiplantae; Chlorophyta; Mamiellophyceae; Mamiellales; Bathycoccaceae
Exons: 1
Coding region: 1-1413 (470 amino acids)
Biological process (GO): regulation of transcription by RNA polymerase II
Cellular component (GO): PcG protein complex; transcription regulator complex
Molecular function (GO): DNA-binding transcription factor activity, RNA polymerase II-specific; RNA polymerase II cis-regulatory region sequence-specific DNA binding
Source: RefSeq, a predicted model, not a curated record